UUCCAAUCAUCAGACAUUGCAUACGGGGGAAAAGCCGUACUCCUGUCCUGAGUGCGGGAAAUGUUUUUCACAUAGUUCCGCUCUUUCCAGUCAUCAGACAAUGCACAUGGCGCUGAAGCCGUAUCCCUGUCCUGAAUGCGGAAAAUGUUUUUUAAGAAAGUCCCAACUUACCAAACAUCAGAGAUCUCACACGGGGGAGAAGCCGUAUUGCUGUACUGAGUGCGGGAAUUGUUUUUCAGAGAAGUCCCUUCUUUUGAGACAUCAGAGAUCUCACACGGGAGAAAAGCCAUAUUGCUGUACUGAGUGCGGGAAAUGUUUUUCAGAUAAGACCGAACUUUCCCAUCAUCAGAGAUUUUACACGGGGGAAAAGCUGUAUUCCUGUCCUGAGUGCGGGAAAUGUUUUUCAAAGAAGUAUCGUUUUUCCAGACAUCUGAGAUCUCACACGGGGGAAAAGCCGUAUUGCUGUACUGAGUGCGGGAAACGAUUUUCAGAUAAGGUCGGACUUUCCUAUCAUCAGAGAUUGCACACGGGGGAAAAGCCGUAUCCCUGUCCUGAGUGCGGGAAAUGUUUUUUAAAGAAGUCCACACUUACCACACAUCAGAGAUUACACACAGGUGAAACACAGGUGAAACGAUUUUCCUGUACUGAGUGUGGGAAGUGUUUCUCUGUGAAAUGCCAUCUUAAACUUCAUAUAAUGUCUCACACAGGUGAGAAGCCGUAUUUCUGUCCUGAGUGCGGGAAAAGUUUCCGUAUGAAAACCUCUCUUGAUGGACAUAAAAGAACUCACACAGGUGAGAAGCCAUAUUCCUGUCUUGAGUGCGGGAAACGUUUCCGUAUUAAAACCUCUCUUGAUGGACAUAAAAGAACUCACACAGGUGAAAAGCCUUAUUUUUGUCCUGAGUGCGGGAAACGUUUUUCAAUGAAGUCCUCUCUUUCAACACAUCAGAGAUCUCACACGGGGGAGAAGCCUUUUUCCUGUUCUGAGUGCGGGAAAUGUUUUUCAGAUAAGUCCAGUCUUUCCAAACAUCAGAGAUCUCACACGGGUGAGAAGCCUUUUUCCUGUUCUGAGUGUGGAAAAUGUUUUUCACAGAAGUCCAAUCUUUCCACACAUCAGAGAUUACACACGGGGGAGAAGCCUUUUUCCUGUUCUGAGUGCGGGAAAUGUUUUUCAGAGAAGUCCCAUCUUUCCACACAUCAGAGAUCUCACACGGGGGAGAAGCUGUAUUUCUGUUCUGAGUGCGGGAAAUGUUUUCCAAAUAAGGCAAAUUUUAACACGCAUCAAAGAUCUCACACGGGGGAGAAGCCUUUUUCCUGUUCUGAGUGUGGAAAAUGUUUUUCACAGAAGUCCAAUCUUUCCACACAUCAGAGAUUACACACGGGGGAGAAGUCUUUUUCCUGUUCUGAGUGCGGGAAAUGUUUUUCAGAGAAGUCCCAUCUUUCCACACAUCAGAGAUCUCACACGGGGGAGAAGCUGUAUUUCUGUUCUGAGUGCGGGAAAUGUUUUCUAAAUAAGGCAAAUUUUAACACGCAUCAAAGAUCUCACACGGGGGAGAAGCCUUUUUCCUGUUCUGAGUGUGGGAAAUGUUUUUCAGGGAAGUCCAAUCUUUCCACACAUCGGAGAUUACACACGGGGGAGAAGCCUUUUUCCUGUUCUGAGUGUGGGAAAUGUUUUUCAGAGAAGGCCAAUCUUUCCACACAUCAGAGAUCUCACACGGGGGAGAAGCCUUUUUCCUGUCCUGAGUGUGGGAAAUGUUUUUUAAAUAAGUCCUAUCUUUCCACACAUCAGAGAUCUCACACGGGGGAGAAGCCUUUUUCCUGUUCUGAGUGCGGAAAAUGUUUUUCACAUAAGUCCAAUCUUUCCACACAUCAGAGAUCUCACACGGGGGAGAAGCCUUUUUCCUGUUCUGAGUGCGGAAAAUGCUUUUCAGAUAAAUCCUAUCUUUCCGCACAUCAGAGAUCUCACACAGGGAAGAAGCCUUUUUCCUGUUCUGAGUGCGGGAAAUGUUUUUCACGGAAGUCCCAUCUUUCCACACAUCAGAGAUUACACACGGGGGAGUGGCCCUUUUCCUGUUCUGAGUGCGGAAAAUGUUUUUCAGGUAAAUCCUAUCUUUCCAUACAUCAGAGAUCUCACACGGGGGAGAAGCCUUUUUCCUGUUCUGAGUGCGGGAAAUGUUUUAUACGGAAGUCCCAUCUUUCCACACAUCAGAGAUCUCACACGGGGGAGAAGCCUUUUUCCUGUUCUGAGUGCGGGAAAUGUUUUAUACGGAAGUCCCAUCUUUCCACACAUCAGAGAUCUCACACGGGGGAGAAGCCUUUUUCCUGUCCUGAGUGCGGGAAAUGUUUUGCACAGAAGUCCAGUCUUUCCACACAUCAGAGAUCUCACACGGGGGAGAAGCCUUUUUCCUGUCCUGAGUGCGGAAAAUGUUUUGCACAGAAGUCCAAUCUUUCCGCACAUCAGAGAUCUCACAUGGGGGAGAAGCCGUAUUCCUGUCCUGAGUGCGGGAAAUGUUUUUCAGAGAAGUCCAAUCUUUCCACACAUCAGAGAUCUCACACGAGGGAGAAACCGUAUAUCUAUGUCGGCAGUAUGGAGAAAUAUCAAACUUUAAAUAUAAAUGUUGCCAAAACAGAGAUCCUGAACAUCAAUAUAAACAAGCCAGAGGAGCAAGAUCUUAGAGCAAAGUACCCAUUUUCCUGGUUUCCAUGUCCUGAGUGCGGAAAGUGUUUUUCAAUGAAGUCCAAUCUUUCCACACAUCAGAGAUCACACACGGGGGAGAAGCCUUUUUCCUGUUCUGAGUGCGGGAAAUGUUUUUCAGUAAAGUCCAAUCUUUCCGCACAUCAGAGAUCUCACACGGGGGAGAAGCUGUAUUCCUGUUCUGAGUGCGGGAAAUGUUUUUCAGAGAAGUCCAGUCUUUCCGCACAUCAGAGAUCUCACACGGGGGAGAAGCCUUUUUCCUGUCCUGAGUGUGGGAAAUGUUUUUCAGAGAAGUCCAAUCUUACCACACAUCAGAGAUCUCACACGGGGGACAAGCCUUUUUCCUGUUCUGAGUGUGGGAAAUGUUUUUCAGAGAAGUCCUAUCUUUCCACACAUCAGAGAUCUCACACGGGUGAGAAGCCUUUUUCCUGUUCUGAGUGCGGAAAAUGUUUUUCAGAUAAAUCCUAUCUUUCCGCACAUCAGAGAUCUCACACGGGGGAGAAGCCUUUUUCCUGUUCUGAGUGCGGGAAAUGUUUUUCACAGAAGUCCAGUCUUUCCACACAUCAGAGAUUACACACGGGGGAGAAGCCGUAUUCCUGUCCUGAGUGCGGGAAAUGUUUUUCAUUGAAGGCCAAUCUUUCCGCACAUCAGAGAUCACACACGGGGGAGAAGCCUUUUUCCUGUUCUGAGUGCGGGAAAUGUUUUUCACAGAUGUCCAGUCUUUCCACACAUCAGAGAUUACACACGGGGGAGAAGCCUUUUUCCUGUUCUGAGUGCGGAAAAUGUUUUUCAGAUAAAUCCUAUCUUUCCAUACAUCAGAGAUCACACACGGGGGAGAUGUCUUUUUCCUGUUCUGAGUGCGGGAAAUGUUUUUCACAUAAGUCCCAUCUUUCCAUACAUCAGAGAUCUCACACGGGGGAGAAACCGUAUUCCUGUCCUGAGUGUGGGAAAUGUUUUUCAGUGAAGUCCAAUCUUUCCGCACAUCAGAGAUCUCACACGGGGGAGAAGCCUUUUUCCUGUUCUGAGUGUGGGAAAUGUUUUUCACAGAAGUCCGAUCUUUCCAGACAUCAGAGAUCUCACACGGGGGAGAAGCCUUUUUCCUGUCCUGAGUGUGGGAAAUGUUUUUCACUGAAGUCCAAUCUUUCCGCACAUCAGAAAUCUCACACGGGGGAGAAGCCGUUUCCCUGUACUGAGUGCGGGAAGUGUUUUAUUUAUAAAUACCAUCUUAAUAGGCAUAAAAGAUCUCACACGGGGAAAAAGCCAUAUUCCUGUCCCGAGUGCGGGAAAUGUUUUUCAACGAAGUCCCAUCUUUCUGGACAUCAGAGAUCUCACACGGGGGAGAAGCCGUAUUCUUGUUCUGAGUGCGGGAAAUGUUUUUCAUGGAAGUCCCAUCUUUCCUGUCAUCAGAGAGUGCACACGGGGAAAAAGCCGUAUUUCUGUCCUGAGUGCGGGAAAUGUUUUUCACAGAAGUCCAGUCUUUCUGCACAUCAGAGAUCUCACACAGGAGAUAAGCCGUAUUCCUGUACCGAGUGCGGGAAAUGUUUUUCAAAGAAGUACUAUCUUUCUGCACAUCAGAGAUCUCACACGGGGGAGAAGCCGUAUUCCUGUCCUGAGUGCGGGAAAUGUUUUUCACAGAAGUCCUAUCUUUCUGCACAUCAGAGAUCUCACACGGGGGAAAAGCCGUAUUCCUGUCCUGAGUGCGGGAAAUGUUUUUCACAGAAGUCCUAUCUUUCCACACAUCAGAGAUUGCACACAGGGAAGAAGCCGUAUUCCUGUCCUGAGUGCGGGAAAUGUUUUUUGGACAAGUCUAGUAUUUCCAGACAUCAGAGAUCACACACGGGGGAAUAUCCGUAUUCCUGUCCUGAGUGCGGAAAAUGUUUUUCAGAUAAGUCAAAUUUUUUUAUACAUCAGAGAUCUCACACAGGGGAGAAGCCGUAUCCUUGUCCUGAGUGCGGGAAAUUGUUUCCAAAGAAGUCCAGUCUUACUGUACAUCAGAGACUGCACACGGGGGAAAAGCCGUAUUCCUGUUCUGAGUGCGGGAAAUGUUUUUCAAGUAAGUUCGAUCUUUCUGGACAUCAGAAAUUUCACACGGGGGAAAAGCCAUACUCCUGUCCUGAGUGCGGGAAAUGUUUUUCACAGAAGGCCGAUCUUUCUAAACAUCAGAGAUUGCACAUGAGGAGGGAGAAGCCAUAUUCUUGUUCUGAUUGCGGGAAAUGUUUUUUACAAAAGUCCAGUCUUACCAGACAUGAGAGAUCUCACACAGGGGAGAAGCCGUAUUCCUGUGAUGAGUGCGGGAAAUGUUUUUCACAUAAGUCCAGUCUUUCCACGCAUCAGAGAUCUCACACGGGGGAGAAGCCAUAUUCCUGUACUGAGUGCGGGAAAUGUUUUUCAAUGAAGUCCAGUCUUUCCUAUCAUCAGAGAUUGCACACGGGGGAGAAGCCAUAUUCCUGUACUGAGUGCGGGAAAUGUUUUUCAAUGAAGUCCAGUCUUAUCUAUCAUCAGAGAUUGCACACGGGGGUGAAGCCAUAUUCCUGUACUGAGUGCGGGAAAUGUUUUUCAAUGAAGUCCAGUCUUAUCUCUCAUCAGAGAUUGCACACGGGGGAGAAGCCGUAUGCUUGUACUGAGUGCGGGAAAUGUUUUUCAUUGAAGUCCAGUCUUAUCUCUCAUCUAAGAUUGCACAUGGGGGAGAAGCUGUAUGCUUGUACUGAGUGCGGGAAAUGUUUUUCAAUGAAGUCUAUGCUUUCCAAACAUCAGAAAUUGCACAUGGGGGAGAAGCCGAAUUCCUGUCCUGAGUGUGGGAAAUGUUUUUCACGGAAGUCCAAUCUUUUCCAUCAUCAGAAAUUGCACACGGGGGAGAAGCCAUAUACUUGUCCUGAGUGCGGGAAAUGUUUUCCACGUAAGUCCCGUCUUUCCCAUCAUCAGAAAUUGCACACGGGGGAGAAGCCGUAUUCUUGUCCUGAGUGCGGGAAAUGUUUUUCACAGAAGUCCUAUCUUUCCAUUCAUCAGAAAUUGCACACGGGGGAGAAGACAUAUUCUUGUCCUGAGUGCGGGAAAUGUUUUUCACAGAAGUCCUAUCUUUCCAUUCAUCAGAAAUUGCACACGGGGGAGAAGACAUAUUCUUGUCCUGAGUGCGGGAAAUGUUUUUCACAGAAGUCCCAUCUUUCCCAUCAUCAGAAAUUGCACACGGGUGAGAAGCCACUUUCCUGUUCUGUGUGUGGGAAAUGUUUUUCACAGAAGUCCCAUCUUUACACACAUCAGAGAUCUCACACUGGGGAGAAGCCGUAUUCCUGUUCUGAGUGCGGGAAAUGUUUUUCACAGAGCUCCCAUCUUUCCACACAUCAGAGAUCUCACACGGGGGAGAAGCUGUAUUCAUGUACUGAGUGCGGGAAAUGUUUUACAUUGAAGUCCCAUCUUUCCACACAUCAGAGAUCUCACACGGGGGAGAAGCCGUAUUCCUGUCCCGAGUGCGGGGAUUGUUUUACACUAAAGAGCAAUCUUCAAAGACAUCAGAAAUUGCACAUGGGGGAGAAGCCGUAUUCCUGUCCUGAGUGCGGGAAAUGUUUUUCACAGAAGUCCCAUCUUUCCGGUCAUCAGAAAUUGCAUACGGGGGAAAAGCCAUAUACCUGUCCUGAGUGCGGGAAAUGUUUUUCACAGAAGUCCCAUCUUACCAAUCAUCAGAAAUUGCACACGGGGGAGAAGGCGUAUUCCUGUCCUGAGUGCGGGAAAUGUUUUUCACAGAAGUCCACCCUUUACCAUCAUCAGAAAUUGCACAUGGGGGAAAAGCCGUAUUCCUGUACUGAGUGUGGGAAAUGUUUUACAGUGAAGUCCCGUCUUACUGCACAUCAGAGCUCUCACACGGGGGAGAAGCCGUAUUCCUGUUCUGAGUGCGGGAAAUGUUUUACAGAAAAGUCCAGUCUUUACAAACAUCAGAGAUCUCACACGGGGGAAAAGCCAUAUUCCUGUCCUGAGUGCGGGAAAUGUUUUUCACAGAAGUCCAAUCUUUCCCAUCAUCAGAAAGUGCACACGGGGGAGAAGCCAUAUUCCUGUCCUGAGUGUGGGAAAUGUUUUUCACAGAAGUCCAAUCUUACCCAUCAUCAGAAAUUGCACAUGGAGGAGAAGCCGUAUGCCUGUCCCGAAUGCGGGAAAUGUUUUUCAUUGAAGGCCGAUCUUUCCAAACAUCAGAGAUUGCAUACGGGGGAGAAGCCAUAUUGCUGUUUUAAAUGCGGGAAAUGUUUUUCAGACACGUCCUCUCAUAAAAGACAUCUGAGAUUUCACACGGGAGAGAAGCCGUAUUCUUGUCCUGAGUGCGGGAAAGGUUUUUCACAGAAGUGUCAUCUUUCCAAACAUCAGAGAGUGCACUCGAAAAAGAAGCCGUAUUCCUGUCCUGAUCCUGAUUAG
Molecule: messenger RNA, 7090 nt
Organism: Rana temporaria (common frog)
Lineage: Eukaryota; Metazoa; Chordata; Amphibia; Anura; Ranidae
Product: zinc finger protein 208-like
Exons: 7
Coding region: 101-7090 (2329 amino acids)
Biological process (GO): regulation of transcription by RNA polymerase II
Molecular function (GO): DNA-binding transcription factor activity; RNA polymerase II cis-regulatory region sequence-specific DNA binding
Source: RefSeq, a predicted model, not a curated record